AUGCCAUGGCUUAACGACCGCACUCUAUCUAGUCAGGUUAUCGGCUCUGAUUACGCAGUGUUUCGUUGUGAUCGAAGUCCACUCAACAGCAAAAAGUCGACCGGAGGCGGUAUGUUACUUGCCGUUAAAUCUAAACUCCCCGCCAUGCUUAUUGAAGACGAUUCUUGGGUUAAUCUGGAAAUUCUUUGGACCCGCAUCGAUCUUGGAGAUCGGAAACUUUAUGUUUGCGUAGUGUACGUGCCUCCUGAUCGUUCCAGUGACCUGGUUGUAGCCGAUUCUUUUUCACGUUGCCUCUUCAAAGUCAGUUCCAUUUGCUGUCCUGAAGAUGACAUCCUCGUCAUCGGCGACUUCAACAUGCCUGGCUUGAAAUGGUGCUCUUCACAAGGCGGCUUUCUGUUUCCAGAUCCUGCGCGUUCUUCUUUCACGGCGCCCUGCAGUGUCUACUUAGAUGCCUUAAGCACAGCGACUCUACGUCAGAUAAAUAACAUUGAAAACGAGAACGGCAGGAUGCUUGACCUCUGCUUUGUUAACGAAGGGUUCAGGACUCCGACGAUCAAUUUAGCUCCCGCUCCACUCGUCAAAGCUGUCCUACAUCAUCCAGCUCUGGUGGUCUCACUCGGUGCCGCUAGGUCAUAUUCUCCCAUUGAGAAAACGUCUUACUAUAAAGAUUUCAAGAAUAUGGAUUUCGAAGCUAUAUCGCGGGUUCUGGAAUCCAUUGAAUGGGAAGUCGAGCUCGAUCUUUCUGAUCCCAACGCAGCUGCAGAGACAUUUACGAAUAUCCUUAGUUACACCAUCGAUCGCCAUGUGCCGAAACGUAGCGUAGGUGCUAAUCUACGGACUCCGUGGGUCACUAAAGAACUGCGGCAACUCAAGACAGCUAAAAAACGUGCUCUUCGUAACUAUAACAAGCACAAGUCGCUCUACGCUCAGAACGAAUACCGCAAACUGAACUCGGCAUAUAAAAAGACCAGUAAGCGCUGCUACCAAAAUUAUCUUAAUCGGCUACAGCGAAACUUCAAGCCCAGUCCGAAAAAAUUUUGGAAGCACGUAAAAAAUCAGCGGAAAGAAAUAGGGCUCCCGUCCCACAUGUUUCUGGACAACAACACAGCUGAUUCCGACCCCGAAAUUUGUGACCUCUUCGCCGGGAAAUUCUCAAGCGUCUUUACAACUGAGGGCAUCUCUUCAGAGCAACUAACCAGGGCUGUCCGGAAUAUUUUACCUCUAGGUUCAUCUUUGAAUGGAUUCCUUAUUGAAGAUGCAGCCAUCUUGAAAGCGACAGCAAAUGAAAAGUGUAUAAGAUUGAGAUGCCGUCCAGGAAGGAAGCCCCGGGUCCUUUUGCCAAGAGGGAUAAUCCAACCACCACCACCACAACCAAGAGGAAGGAAGUGCCGGGACGAAGCAGCGGUUCGAAAAUCGACAGCUUUGAAGACGGCGGCCGCCCGCAAGCUGGUCGAGGUUUCGCUAUUUGGAGACGAUUUCGAUGCAGAGGAUUACGACUAUGGCAAAGCCGGUUAUAAGCCUAGCUCCCUGAAACGAAAACGUUCGGCGAACGAUGGAAAGAUUUCCAAAAAGCUUAUUUUGGAGAAAUUGACUACCGUUCAAAAUGAACUGCCAAAACUUCAGCCCGAAAAAGAUGUAGUAUUGAGCCGACAGUCGAAUAAUAUUUCGGUUAACAACCUAAAUAUUCCGUAA
Uranotaenia lowii is the source of this 1692-nucleotide messenger RNA. RefSeq lists its product as uncharacterized. Bases 1 to 1692 code for a protein of 563 amino acids. The transcript is spliced from 3 exons. The record is from RefSeq and is a predicted model, not a curated record. Lineage: Eukaryota; Metazoa; Arthropoda; Insecta; Diptera; Culicidae.